Messenger RNA from Ostreobium quekettii, 291 nucleotides. Lineage: Eukaryota; Viridiplantae; Chlorophyta; Ulvophyceae; Bryopsidales; Ostreobiaceae. The record is from the annotation of a GenBank genome assembly.
AUGGCGGGCGCAGGGGAUUCUUUCAGCCACCUGGUGCCCACGAGCUCAUCUUCGGGAGGCGACCCGCUGCCGAAUCCUCUGGAGGGCCACCCGAGAUACGAGAAGGUGGGCGACCUGGGCAAGGGGUCCCAAGGCUUCGUGCUGCUGUGCUCGGACAAGUACACCGGGGAGCGGGUGGCGAUCAAGUUCCUCAAUAGAGGCCUGGCGUCGAGUGAGAAGAUCCGGAGGGAGCUGCUGAACCAGAGGCCCUUCUGGCACGCGCAUGUCAUCCAGUUCUACGAGGUGCGUUGA